Meloidogyne enterolobii is the source of this 830-nucleotide messenger RNA. The record is from the annotation of a GenBank genome assembly. Lineage: Eukaryota; Metazoa; Nematoda; Chromadorea; Rhabditida; Meloidogynidae.
UUUUUAUAAAUUUUUUCAGUUAAUUUUCUUCGAGAAAAAUGAUUGAUUGUCACUGUCAUUUGGCUGAUCCCUCUUUUAAUGAAGAUAUUGGACAAGUAAUUGAACGGGCCAAGGAGGCUGGUGUAGUUCAUGCCAUCGUCGUAGCAGAAUAUCCGUCGGAUUUUCCUCGCAUUCUCCAACUAGCGAAACAAUUUCCUGAUUUUAUUAAGCCCUGUUUGGGUGUUCAUCCUGUUCAGAAAGGCUGGGUUUCAGUCACUCAACAGAUUUAUAAAGACACUCAAGUUGAAAAAUCCAUUAGGGACGCUUACGAAGCAAAUUUACUGCAUGGAAUUGGGGAAGUUGGUCUCGAUUUCACCCCAAGAUAUUUAACUAAUGGAAGCGGAGAUAAGGAUGAACAACGAGCUGUUUUUGCUUCGCAAAUUGAGCUGGCGAAGGAAUUGGAUUUGACUUUAAACGUUCAUUCUCGUUCUGCCGGAAAGCCCGUAAUUGAACAAUUACAAUCCCUUGGAGCAAAAAAUGUUCUUUUGCAUGCAUUUACAGGGAAUAUUAAAAGUGUUCGUUUGGGUGUGGCUGCUGAUUUUCAUUUUUCUUUGGCUCCAGCUUUUACUGUUAAUAAAGAAAAGGAAGAAUUUGUGCGUACUGUCCCACUCGAACGUCUUUGCCUUGAAACAGACUCACCCGUUUUGGGCCCAAAUAGAGAAGAACGAAAUGAGCCUGCAAAUGCUCGUUUGAGUGCUGAAUUUAUUGCGAAAAUAAAAGGAAUUGAAGUAGCUGAAGUGAUAAGAGUUACAAGUGCAAAUGCUCGAAGAUUGUUUAAAAUACCGCUGUGA